UUUUGAAUAAUAGCUCCUCCAGGAACCCGGCUUUGUAUUUUUAUUCGCUGUUUCUUUGUUGAAUUUGAUUGCAUCGUCUUUUUGAAGUGCUUUUCCACAACCACCGGUUUAUUAUUCAGUUUUUCUAUAAUGACGUCCAGGCAAGUAUUUAGCGAAAGCGAGAAGACUUGCCUACAAGAAUUAAUUUUAAAAUAUAAUCUGCACAAAACUGCGACCAUGACAGCUAGUCAAAACACAAAAAAACUUUUGUGGGUACAUUUAACAGAAGAAUUCAAUUCAAUUGAAUCAAAUGCAAAGCGAAGUGAGGCCCAGCUCAAGAAGUGCUGGGAUAAUUUAAAAACACGGAGGAAGCACUUUUUGGCUAAUGAAAAGCGUCAGAGAAUGAAGACUGGUGGCGGACAGUGUAUUCCAAAUGAGCCACAGCCUGGUAGCAGCAAUGAGACCCUUAUUUUUGCUGAGGUUCUACUGGAUCAGACUGAUGUGGAACUCAGGGGUGUCAUUGACAGUGAUACCAUUUACAGUUCUGAAGGAAAUGUUGCAGGCACCACGCCUAUGCAUUACAGUCUAUCAUGUCGUGACACCCCACAACGUCGUGAUACUCCACCACGUCGUGACACUCCACCACGUCGUGACACUCCACCAAGUCGUGACACUCCACCAAGUCGUGACACUCCACCACGUCGUGACACUCCACCUAGUCGUGACACUCCACCAAGUCGUGACACUCCACCACGUCGUGACACUCCACCACGUCGUGACACUCCACCGCGUCGUUCUGGGUCCCGGCAGACUGACUGUGGUGCAGCCUACUUAGGAG
This is a messenger RNA of Bombyx mandarina (wild silkworm), 817 nucleotides long. RefSeq lists its product as uncharacterized. The record is from RefSeq and is a predicted model, not a curated record. NCBI's taxonomy places the organism in Eukaryota, Metazoa, Arthropoda, Insecta, Lepidoptera, Bombycidae.